AGAAGUCCACUAGAACAUUUCUCAGUGUGUGGGAAAGAGCAAAAGAAGAGUAGAAGUGAAGCGAAGCUCCAGUCCACGAUGAAGAUCCUCCUCAUCUUCACCCUCUCCCUAAUAUCAGGUCCAGUGGGCUGUGUUGAUGUGAUUGGCUACUCAGGAGGAAGCAUCAUUUUAAUCUCUAAUGUCUACUCUAGUUCAGCAAAGAGUAAUUAUAUUUGUAAGGUGGAAAACAGAGAAUGCACAGAUAUAAUACGUUUGAACACUGGAAAGAACGAUUUUCAAGUGGAAAGAUUCAUGCUGUAUAAAAACACAGAAGGAUUCUUAACAGCGUUUAUCAGAAAGCUGAAGCCACAGGAUGCUGGAAUGUACAGAAUGGGAGCAGGAACUCAGAGAUACACUGAUGUGACCCUGAAAGUUGUUAAUGAUUCUUGUUGUGCGGGGCCAAAAAUAAUGAACGCUUAUCGAGGACAGAAUACCAGCAUCAUCUGUAACUAUCCAGUGGUGUAUGAGCGAGACUAUAAGUAUAUCCAGAAACUUGAUAAUGACAGUGUUAUUAGAGCCAUUCUAGAUCCUGGAUCAAAAUCUCAGAACAGCAGAUUCUCCUUUUCUGAUGACAGAAGUGCUAAAGUUCUCAGUGUGAGCAUCAUUGAUGUGAGAGAAGCUGAUGAUGGAGUUUAUUUAUGUGGAGUGUAUAACACAGAAGUCCAGUAUUUCUCCUACUUCACAGAGAUUCAGCUGCAUGUUAGAGCACUGACAGACAUCCCAUCUGAUGUAGUGGAUUUGAGUUCUUCUGUCAUCAUCAUCAGUGUGUGUGUCUGUGUGGCUCUGCUGCUGAUUGGAGGAUUUGCACUGAUGGUCUACAAACUGAGACACAAGAGAACACAAAGUUCAGGAGCUUCAUCCCAAGACAAUGAACAGGCUCCUUCUGUUUAUGAAAAUGACCUGGCUAAUUUACCCCCAUAUGAAAACUUGAACUUCACAAUGAGAUUGAAUCAUCAGAAACUGGAUUCAUUUACAAGCCAAUCAGAUUCAACGUACCAAACACUGGACCCCCUCACCAACCAAUCCGAUUCAGGUUAUGCAUCUCUGACUAACACCACCGACCAAUCACAUUCACACUACCAAUGUCUGAAUACUAGAACUCAGACUAACUCUAUUUACCACACCCUUCAUUCUUAAUGCUUACUUUUUCAUUUAUUCUUUUUAUUAUGACGUGAGGUUAUUGAUUAAAAAUGUAAUUGUUGGUAAAUUGCUGUGGUAUAUGUUUGGACAUGUUGUUAUUGGAAAAUAAUCACCUCAGGGUGGUAAUAGUAACUCCCCAUAACUGAUUAUUUUCCUAUAACAGCACACUUCAUUGUGUUUUUCUGUACUUCACACACUGCAUCUCAAAAACAUUGCAAAUGUUAUGUAAAAAAAAUGUAAAAUGUAAUACAUAUCAUCUAUAUGUGAAUGAAAUGUUGGUGACACGGUGAAAUGGUAUAACUGACCACAUAGCUGGUGAAGAUUGUAUCAUAACACCUGAGUGAAACUCUGUGUCACAUAAAUAUCAGUAUUAUAAGUGUAUUUGCAUAUUAAGUGAAAUUUGAUUGCAAAUUCAUAUAAAGAAAAAAAACAAUAAAUUAUUGUUA
Messenger RNA from Pangasianodon hypophthalmus (striped catfish), 1625 nucleotides. RefSeq lists its product as uncharacterized. NCBI's taxonomy places the organism in Eukaryota, Metazoa, Chordata, Actinopteri, Siluriformes, Pangasiidae. The transcript has 7 exons. Bases 79 to 1176 code for a protein of 365 amino acids. The record is from RefSeq and is a predicted model, not a curated record.